Adineta ricciae is the source of this 1179-nucleotide messenger RNA. The record is from the annotation of a GenBank genome assembly. Lineage: Eukaryota; Metazoa; Rotifera; Eurotatoria; Adinetida; Adinetidae.
AUGAUUGUAACGAAGCUUCUGUACAUUUGUUUGAUAUUCACUUUCACAAAUGUUCGAUGCGAAGUCUUGCAAUUAACAUCAGCGAAUAUUUCCCAAUACCUCCAAGAUCAUGUCACGUUUGUUAAGUUUUACGCGGAUUGGUGCCCACAUUGUAGAAAAUUUGAACCGACUUGGAAAGAAUAUUCGGAAAUGAAACAGAAUAACGACUUGAGUAUAGCACAGGUUGAUUGUUCUGAUGAUCCAUUAUUGUGCUCUGAUCAUGAUAUAUUCGGUUAUCCAACAAUUAAAUUAUUCAUACGUGGAAGUGGCGCACGAUAUUCUGGUCCACGGCAUAUAGAAUCUCUCAAUGUUUUCUAUCAACAAAAGAUCGCAGAGGACGUAAAUUUUGAAGAUGGUGUCGCGACGAAAUCUGCAAUUGUAGAACUAACGGCAGAGAAUUUCAACGCAAUAACUUCGAAAGGUUUCGCAUUUAUCGUCUUCUUUGCUCCUUGGUGCAAACAUUGUAAAGUUCUUAAACCUGUUUUUCAAGAAUUAGCCAAACAAAUGAUUAACACUCGAGGAUUACUUUUAGCGACAGUUGAUUGUACAAGUGAACAGAAUCUCUGCGCAAAACAUGCAAUUAAAGGUUAUCCAACAUUAAUCUGGUUUGAAAAUGGUCACGAGAAAGAUCGAUACAGCGAAUCACGAGAAUUGGAGAGUAUGAAACGAUACAUUGAACAAAAUAUGAAAGAUGCCGAACCAGUGUUCACUGAAGCACCACCUGUGCAAGACAAAUCCGAAGAAUCUAUGGAGAAAACAUCUCCAAAUGACAAUCUUCUCACAGCGAGAACUUUUACUCAAGGUGUAAGUUUCGAAGGCUAUGCAUUUGUCAAUUUUGGUGCACCUUGGUGUACACAUUGCCAAAAGUUAGCUCCUGUCUGGAAACAAUUAGCUCAGAAAUUUUCUCAGAAUGAAGAUAUUCGAAUUUCACGUGUCGAUUGUACUGCAAGUGAAUCGUUGUGUAAAGAUCAUGGAAUUCGGGCGUUUCCAACUCUGAUUCUGUUUCGCUAUGGUGAAUCGAAGGUGGAAUACAAUGGCGCAAGAGAUUUCGACUCCAUGUACAAUUUUCUCGUUAGUCAAUUGGAAUUUUUUGGUGAUGAGUAUCUAUUAAAGCCAAACAAUGAGAUUAUCAACAAUUGA